GCUUGAGCACGUUCCACAACCAACAUAUCCUACACACUGUACAUAGGGCAUAGACACGCAGGAUGUGCAUCAGCGCCUGCGGGACUCGCUACGGAUACCAAGGCCGCCAAUCCCGCCAUGACAGCAGUGCCAGCAGCUGAGCAGCAGCAGCAGCAACAUCAUCAUCAUCAGCCAGCGCGUGGUGUCACUGGAGACGACACCUCCUCGAGCGCGGAGCUCGAGCGGGCUUCAGCGACGGCGGUGCACGUCCAGCAGGCGCCCAGCGACGAGAAGGACAAAAUCGCGCGCAUUCUCUCGGCAUGCCGGGAUCGCGACUUGGAAGCUCUGUGCGAAUUGGCCUGCUCGGAAAAGGGCUUGGUGGAUGACGAAGUGCGGCGUACAGCAUGGCCAAUUCUACUGGGCGUCCACAGCGGCAACAAGCAAGUCGCUGCGAAUCGGAACUGGCACGACUUGUCCCGUCAUAGAGAUGAAGACCAAGUUCGGCUGGACGUCAACAGAUCAUUUGUGUAUUAUCCUGAAAACGAGUCCGAGAAACAAAUGGAUGAACGCAAGCAGGAACUAUCCGCGGUGAUCACCGCCGUAUUGCGUCAGCAUCCUAUGCUUUGCUACUUUCAAGGCUACCACGAUAUCGUCCAGGUUUUGCUCUUAGUCCUGGGUGCCGAUGCCACGGGACCGGCUGUCGCCCGGCUUUCCCUGCUACGCAUCCGAGACUUCAUGCUUCCGACUUUAUCGGGUGCCGAAUCACACCUUCACCUUCUUCCGGCCAUACUGUAUGCGGCAGAUCCCGAUCUCUAUCGGCAUCUUUCCAAUGCCUAUCAACCAGCGCCCUUUUUUGCCCUUGCGGCCACUUUGACUUUAUAUGCGCACGACAUCGAGGGCUAUGGAGACAUUGUGCGAUUGUUUGACUACCUGCUGGCGAGUGGAGCUGUAAUGCCAGUGUAUCUGUUUGCAACGAUUGUCAUGACCAGGAAGAAAGAAUUAUUGGAGAUAGACCACGAUGAGCCCGAAAUGCUCCACUCCAUUCUGUCGAAGCUUCCCAAGCCACUGGAACUCGAGAACCUGAUCCACGGGACACGGACUCUGUUCGGGCGCUAUCCGCCAGAGCGACUGCCGAAUGGGGCCUGGCGACGAGUAAGUUCAAACUCCGUGCUCAAGACGACUCCGAAUCCCCAGGCACUCUCCAUGCAGUCGCUCCGAGAGGGCGAACAGCUUUUCGAAAAGCACGCAACCGAAAUACGCAGGUACGACGCACUCGUGAGUGCCCGGAAGCGCAUAGGAGCGCUUGCAUACCGUUACCGACGCCCGGCCAGAUGGACCGGGGCUGCAGUUCUCAUUGCCGUGCUGGCAUUGUGCAUGCGUGGGGACAGUGCAGGCAUCGUCUUUCGUUCGCUUGGCCGCGUGCACAACACAGCCUGGGGUCUUUUCAAACCUUUAGCGCCGUCAUCAGCACAGAAUCUGCUGCGCACGUAUAUACGUUGGGCCGGGCAUGUUGUGGAAUAGCGAAGCAUGACUUAGGGUUGGCAGACACCGGACUUAUUCCGUGUGCGAGGAAGCACUGGGCUAACGGAACAGCAAAAACGCCAGAACGAACCUACUGGCGCAUGAACGGGCUUGAGCAAGAAUAUCUCAGCAUUUGGUGCGGCAUACCGUGAAAUGUCUCUUGGAGAACUGGCUCGACCACUGGAGAUGAGCUGCGGAUGUACAUGUACUCUAGGAAAUUGAUUCGGGAUCAUGAAUAUACAUGUACCUCACUGCUCGACCCCGCAGCCUGUUACGAAUACCUGUACAUGGUGCACAAUGUCUCUCGAACCGAAUAUCCGCCGGGAGGCAUAUUCGCGUUUCUCGCUGAUUCUUUCUCGUGGUCACUGGCUUUGUGAAGUGUUGAAGUGAGACUGGGUACCGGAAUUUCGUGGUCACUGGCUUUGUGAAGUGUUGAAGUGAGACUGGGUACCGGAAUUGAGGUGGUGUUACUGGGUCAUCCAAUUUGCUGAUAGAUUAGGUAUUGUACUUUGCAUCAUCCACCUCAAUGGAAUCGAACGCGAACACUACGACUUCUGCCAGCAUCGGUCGGAAGGCGUGUGGAACCUGUCUGAUACCUGGUACAUCCAAUGUACUUGAUCAUCGAUGCUUCUGGGCUGGAAUGAUCUCUGCUACGUAUCAGUCCCCGGCGCGUCGCCACUGCACCUCUCCAAACGCGCAUUGCCGGGUUUUACUUGCGUAUAUGAUGCUCCAACACAUGUUUCAUGGCAGGGAGCUCUUCGUAUAUCUGGGAUUGAUCAUUUACUGCUUAGCGACUGGAACUGGUGUUCCUGCUCAACUUGGCGCAACCUCCAUUUCGGCCGCCCCGUUCUCGAUACCUGGCAAAUGAGCGUUGCUUUGACAGCCGGGGCAAUUGUGAACCACCUCAUGACAAAACACAUCGCAAUCAAUGCAAAAAUGCUGCUGGCAAGUCGAGCACUCAUACCGGGAUGACUCAGAUGCGCCUUCUGCCCGUUUGGGCCGGCUGUGUCCAUUUGCAGAGCCAUCGACUCCGUCUAUUCCGCCAGAUAGUGCAGGAAAUGGAGAUUGGCAUCCGAAGCACUGCACGCUUCUCUUUUGUUGGGCUCGUUUCCAAGAGACCUCGUCCCAGUUCUGCAGGGGGAAAAGAUGGUGGUAUGAUCUCGCGAGAUGCGUGGAGAGGAUAAGCGUGAGCUCACACGUCGGACAUGUAGCUGGGAGGUUGCAGACUUUCGCUUUGCAUCUGCUGCAAAGGUAACCACCUCUGGUGAGAUUACCAUGACAAGCACACAGUGUUGCCUUUUCUUCGACGAUUCUUGACGGAAAGCCCAUCAUUAAUAGUGCAGCUUGGUUUCGCUUCUGCGCUUCAACGUCCGAAGCACGCACCACAGGUGGUGUCGUGAUUGACAUGAGCAAUUCACGGUAGUGGACCUCGUCAACUGCGACAUUGUAGCAGUUCGUGUCGCCUUGGUUUGUCUUUCGACAGAUCUCGGCACAUAUGAACAUUUGAGCCGCUAAACCGAUGAUGUUCACGCGUAUUUUGUCUUUGAUACAGGCUUUGAUGGUGUCAUGAAUGUCUCCAGGAUCCGAGGUAUGUAGGGCUCCGAGGAUUAUCGCUACUUCACGCGUGCCGUGCGAUGGGGUGUGGUAGAGGGCUGCUCGCGCCAUCUCGAGCGCGUUCUGCAGUGAUGGGUUCCCCUUAGGAUCCGUACUUCGAAGUGCUUUGAUGGCGUUGAUGUGGUCAUUUGGAUUGCCAGACAUGUCGCUGACUCGAAUGGCCAGUCCUUCCCGCAUGCCAAGGAUUCCAAGCUGUGAGAUGGGGUUUUGCUCGAAGUAUUCGCGGAUGAACGCAAUUACAUAUGUGAGGGUCAGAAGUAAUCGAGUAGGACGCAGAUCCUUCUCCAUCAUCGCCAAUGAAAGAUCCAAAAUUAGAAUUGUAUGUCGAAUGAUGCCACGCUGAAGAGGCGUAGUGUCUUUGACAAGCCGUUUCCUUUUUGCGGCUUCUUCAAUGCCACCCAGCACCUCCAAUAGGUUUCCAUCUGCCCCUUGACGGAGAUCACCAGUUCCAGUGGCUCCUUCUUCCCAUCUCGCCAAAGCUCUUGCUUUCGGACGCGACGCCAAGGUUCGACCUUUGCCUGUGCCAUCGCCAUUGACCUGGAGAUCAUCAUCCUCGUCGUACUCGUGGUCUGAAUCGGCCAUACUGGUGGUCCGGAAGGUGGGAGAGGACUACUUGUGUUCGGGAUAUGUGC
Sphaerulina musiva SO2202 is the source of this 3746-nucleotide messenger RNA. RefSeq lists its product as uncharacterized. The record is from RefSeq and is a predicted model, not a curated record. NCBI's taxonomy places the organism in Eukaryota, Fungi, Ascomycota, Dothideomycetes, Mycosphaerellales, Mycosphaerellaceae. The coding region runs from base 118 to 1500 and encodes 460 amino acids. Gene Ontology annotation, molecular function: GTPase activator activity. Gene Ontology annotation, cellular component: endoplasmic reticulum membrane. The transcript has 5 exons. Gene Ontology annotation, biological process: endoplasmic reticulum to Golgi vesicle-mediated transport; positive regulation of GTPase activity.